This is a messenger RNA of Vigna radiata var. radiata (mung bean), 3240 nucleotides long. RefSeq names its product protein STRUBBELIG-RECEPTOR FAMILY 3-like. Gene Ontology annotation, molecular function: ATP binding; protein kinase activity; receptor serine/threonine kinase binding. NCBI's taxonomy places the organism in Eukaryota, Viridiplantae, Streptophyta, Magnoliopsida, Fabales, Fabaceae. The record is from RefSeq and is a predicted model, not a curated record. Gene Ontology annotation, biological process: protein phosphorylation.
AACACAACCUUUUCCUUUGUUUUAUGGAAGUGAGAAAAACAGAACAGUGAGACAGAGAAGAGAGAGAGAGAGUUUCAGAGCAACCUCUUAGCUUCGUCAUUGUACCUUUCCAAAUUUGCCUUUGCCUUUUUCCUUGUUCCCAGCUCCUUCUUUUACAAAGGUUUGAUUUUUGGAUUUGUUGAAGUGCUGAUAAUAGCUUCGAGGGAGUUGACCGAGUUCUUCUUCAGUUAAGAGGAUGGUUCUGUGAUUGGGUUCACUGAGAGGAGUGUGCUGAAGAUUAAGGGUGUGGUGAAGAUCAAUGGAUUGGAAGAGAUCUGCUUCGGAGUGCCAGAGAGUAAAGAUCUGUGGACAAGUUCUGUUGGGAAUUUUGUUGAUCUGCAUAAUUCACACUUCUUGUGCCAUCACCGAUCCCACUGAUGUUGCUGCAAUUAAUAGCUUAUAUGUUUCACUGGGAUCCCCUGUUCUUCCUGGGUGGGUUGCUAGUGGAGGAGAUCCAUGUGGAGAAGGGUGGCAAGGCAUUCUGUGUAAUGGGUCAUUCAUACAAAAAAUAGUUCUAAAUGGUGCAAAUUUGGGAGGAGAACUGGGAGAUAAACUGUCAACUUUUGUUUCAAUCUCAGUAAUUGAUCUAAGCAACAACAACAUUGGAGGAAAUAUUCCAUCUAGUUUGCCAGUUACCAUGAAAAACUUUUUUCUUUCAGCCAAUCAGUUUACUGGAAGUAUUCCAACCACUUUAUCCACUCUGGCUGGACUGACAGACAUGUCUCUUAACAACAAUUUCUUAACUGGCGAAUUACCGGAUGCUUUUCAGUCACUUACGCAAUUGAUCAAUCUUGAUUUAUCGCAUAAUAAUUUGAGUGGAGCAUUGCCUUCUUCUAUGGAUAACUUGUCAUCUCUGACCACCCUACGCUUACAAAACAACCAAUUGUCUGGGACACUUGAUGUCUUACAAGACCUUCCUCUGAAAGAUUUGAAUAUUGAGAACAACCAGUUUGCUGGCCCAAUACCACCAAAGUUGCUGAGCAUCCCAGCCUUCAGGCAAGCUGGAAACCCAUUUAAUGUUAAUGGUACAACACCUCCAGCUUCUUCACCUCGCUCCCCAGCAAUAGCACCACCAGGAACUCCCAUUUCUGGGGCACCACCGGGAACUCCCACCUCUGGGUCACCACCAUCUUCUGGCCGCGUACCUACUAAACAGGCCGAUGGACCAGCUGCAGCAAAUGAAUCGCACACUGGGAAAUCCAAAAAUUCCACAAAAAAGGUGGUUUGGAUAUCUAUUGGUAGUGUGUUAGGAUUCAUUAUUUUGUUACUAGGAUUCGUUCUCUUUAUUCCAAGAUGCAGCAGAAGAGAACGGGAUGGCAGAAGGUCCAAACAUCAAAUUGGUGCGUAUGGGGCUGAAAGGGAAAUGACCAGGGAUAACGGGAGUUCAGUCCAACCACCUAGUCAAAUGGAAAAAGUACCAGUAGGGGAUGUUCCAAGGCCAAAAGAGGACCAUCAGGCAGAGAAUAGGAUAGCCUGGGCUAAUCCAAGGCAAAACGAAGGUCGUCAGGCAGAGAUCAGGACAGUCUCGGCUAUUCCAAAUCCACAUCCAAAUCCACGGAGUAAGCAAGAGAAUGAUGUGCAAAGAAUGGCAACAAUACCAAAGCCAAGAGAUCAUGAGAUAGAUAUUAGUACACUAGAAGUAUAUUCAAUGCCUCCUCCCCCNCCNCCCCCNCCCCCCCCCCCCCCCCCCCCUCCUACUACUGAGAAGGUGACUGUUGAGCCAGCCACAUCCCGCAGAGCAACUAACGUCACUACGCACAAAAAGAGUGCAGUUCCUCCGACUUUUGCGAAGUUUUUUGGUAUUGCAUCCCUUCAACAGUAUACAAAUAGCUUUUCUCAAGAAAAUCUUAUAGGAGGAGGCAUGCUUGGUAAUGUGUAUAGAGCCGAGCUUCCUAAUGGCAAGUUUCUUGCUGUAAAGAAACUGGAUAAGAGAGCUUCGGAAAACCAGAAGGAUGAUGAAUUUCUUGAAUUGAUCAAUAGUAUUGACAGAAUAAGGCAUGCAAAUGUUGUUGAGCUUGUCGGAUACUGUUCCGAGCAUGGUCAGAGGCUUCUUAUAUAUGAGUACUGCAGUAAUGGGUCACUGUAUGAUGCACUCCACUCAGACGAUGACUUCAAAACCACACUCUCAUGGAAUACUAGAAUUCGAAUAGCUCUUGGGGCAGCCAGAGCCUUAGAAUAUCUGCAUGAGCUAUGUCAGCCUCCUGUAGUACAUAGAAAUUUGAAGUCUGCCAAUAUUCUGCUUGAUGAUGAUCUAUCCGUGCGGGUCUCUGAUUGUGGUUUAGCUCCAUUAAUAGCUUCAGGAUCAGUCAGUCAGCUCUCGGGGAACCUGUUAACUGCUUAUGGAUAUGGAGCUCCUGAAUUUGAGUCUGGAAUAUACACAUACCAAAGUGAUGUGUACAGCUUUGGAGUGAUCAUGUUAGAACUUUUGACUGGCCGUCAGUCCCACGACAGGACACGUCCCCGGGGUGAGCAGUUUCUGGCCAGAUGGGCAGUUCCCCAACUUCAUGAUAUUGAAGCCUUAACGAACAUGGUUGACCCUGCUUUGAAUGGAAAUUACCCAGCAAAAUCAUUGUCAAAUUUUGCAGACAUUAUCUCUAGAUGCCUUCAGUCCGAGCCUGAAUUUAGGCCAGCAAUGUCCGAGGUUGUCUUAUACUUACUAAAUAUGAUAAAGAAGGAGUCUCAGCUAGGUGAAUCAAAUGAAAAAUGAGAAUGGUGAUGACAUUUGUUUGUGAAUUACUCCUAAUGUGCACAGAAUCACUUGAUGAGUUUCAACUAGUAGAGAUUUCAUGUCAUGGGAGCCCAAUUAGUUGUCUCCAUGCUUCAUUAUUUCCUACUAACCUAUUCAACAUUCAAUGUCAAGUUCUACCAGGAGAUUUUGUCCUAUCAACAUAAGAGAAUUGAAUUGUUGUGAUCAACACUUGUAUCUGUAGCCAUCGUAUCUCAUAAUUUCAUAGUUGAUUAGACUACUGCCAUGUUAGUAUUGUAGAGGUGUGCUAACUAACCCAUUUGUUUUGAUAAUUAUUUCCAAAUUCUUGAUAGUGAUGUAAUUUCGUGAUGGCAUCCAUGUGCUUUUUAGGUUUAUCCUUCACAAUAAAAAUUUGUCGAUCAUUUGUACCAAAUCAUAGAUACGCAUUGUAACUUGAUAUUUAUUGUUUUUUUGUACACUUAAAAAUUAUAUCUAUUGUUUACUUGUGCUGUGCC